GAUGUAUGUAUUUACUGUUUUGUUUUAAUUUUAAGUAACGUAUAAAAAUGGGUCAAAAACGUAAGAAUCGUAAUGAAAAAGAUGAUUUUGAAUACGAUCCACAUCCUAAACAUCUUCAAGUAGCUCACAUAAAAAAUCAAGAAAAGCGUUUGAUUAUUAUUCUGGAAAAAGCACAAUUGGAGUCUGUCAAAGUUGGAAACAGUUUUGAAUUAUUAAACUGCGAUGAUCAUGCAAGCAUUCUAAAGAAAAAUAACCGUGAACCUGGUUCGUGUAGACCAGAUAUUGCUCAUCAAUGUUUAUUAAUGUUAAUGGAUAGUCCAUUGAACAGAGCUGGACUUUUACAAGUAUAUAUUCAUACAGAGAAGAAUGUAUUGAUUGAAGUAAAUCCUCAAACAAGGAUACCAAGAACAUUUAAGCGUUUUGCGGGUCUUAUGGUGCAAUUGUUACACAAAUACAGCGUCCGUGCAUCCGAUGGACCAAUGAAACUGUUAAAAGUUAUUAAAAAUCCAGUCACAAAUCAUUUACCUGUUGGUUGUCGUAAGAUAACAAUGUCAUUCAGUGGAAACAAAGUACUGAAACCACGAGAAUUAGUACCUUCCGAAGAACCAAUUGCCAUUGUGGUAGGUGCAAUGGCACAUGGACAAGUACAAACGGACUAUACGGAAGACACUAUAUCUAUUAGUAAUUAUCCAUUAUCUGGAGCUUUAACAUGUAGUAAACUAUGUACUGCAUUCGAAGAAGUUUGGGGAAUAGUUUAAAUAUCACAUCGACUACUAUUUUUGUAUAAAACAAAGUUUGUUAAAUAUAAAAUAAAAGAAGAAAGAAAAAUGAAAUAA
Messenger RNA from Hylaeus volcanicus, 836 nucleotides. RefSeq names its product ribosomal RNA small subunit methyltransferase NEP1. Gene Ontology annotation, cellular component: nucleolus; small-subunit processome. Lineage: Eukaryota; Metazoa; Arthropoda; Insecta; Hymenoptera; Colletidae. The record is from RefSeq and is a predicted model, not a curated record. Gene Ontology annotation, molecular function: rRNA binding; rRNA (pseudouridine) methyltransferase activity. Gene Ontology annotation, biological process: rRNA base methylation. The transcript has 4 exons. The coding region runs from base 48 to 758 and encodes 236 amino acids.